AUGCUUGCUGGGAUUCAUACCGCCCGGCCAAUUUUAAGGACAAAACCAGUUUCAGCAACAACCAGCGCCACUUCCGCGGAGAUCUUUGGAAGACACUAUGAAUGCAUUCUGUCAGAUGCAAACGACCACCAACGAGCAAACUACUCAAGCUUUGAACGAUAUAUGGACUUAAAUAGCUCUUCGGUGACUUUCCCUGAGCAAGCCAAGGCAAUUAUUUCUUUGAGAAGUGGGAAGACCGUGGACAAUGCUCAAGUGGAGCCACCCGUCGUGCCAAUUUUGCUACCUAUUUCGGCACCAUCAAAGCCAUCAUCACCAAAUGGGGAAUCUCCCAAGCCGACGCCGGCCAAGCCAAAUUUGAAUGCCGACAUUUACGAUGUGCUUAAGCAAGUAACCAUCAACCUUCUCCUGCUCAAUGCUAUCAAGCAAAUCCCGUCAUAUGCUAAAUUUUUGAAGGACUUAUGCACUCAUAAGCACAAGCUCCAAGUGCAAAAGAAGGUGUUUUUGACCGAGCAAGUUUUUGAGAAAGCUCUUCUUGAUUUGGGCGCAAUUGUGAAUCUCUUGUCAUUUUCAGUAUACGAACAGCUUGGUUUGGGGGAAAUGAAGCCGACACUCGUGACUUUACAAUUGGCAGAUCGCAGUAUUCGAGUUCCAAAGGGGAUGGUGGAAGAUGUGCUUGUUCAAGUUGACCAAUUUGUAUACCCGGUUGAUUUCGUGGUUUUAGACACGUGCUCAAUGCCAGCGGCUCAGGCGUCCAUUCCAAUUAUUCUCGGGCGCCUUUUCUUAGCAACAUCCAAUGCUGUGAUUCAUUGCCAAGAUGGCCACCUUAAUAUGAGUUUUGGUAACAUGAAGAUGCAAGUCAACAUGUUCCAUAUUGAAAGCCAAAAGGGGGAUGAUGAUGAUGUAUGCGGAGUUAGCAUGAUUGACUCACUUGUUCAAGACCAUGUUGAUGAGUUUAUUUGCAAAGAUGAGUUGGAGCUAGCACUUAUUACUUCCACCGAGGCCAAUUUUCUUGAUGCCCCCGAAGUGGCGUAUUUGUAUUCUUUGCUAGAUGAGGAAGAAGUGUGUGGUAUCAAUCCAUGGAUGCCAAAAUUUGAGGAGUUGCCCCCGAUUGAGAAGCGAGCUGUUCCGUCUUAUGUGGAACCCCCGAAGCUUGAGUUGAAGCCACUACCGGACUCCUUCAAGUAUGCUUAA
Messenger RNA from Rhododendron vialii, 1191 nucleotides. RefSeq lists its product as uncharacterized. The record is from RefSeq and is a predicted model, not a curated record. The coding region runs from base 1 to 1191 and encodes 396 amino acids. Lineage: Eukaryota; Viridiplantae; Streptophyta; Magnoliopsida; Ericales; Ericaceae. The transcript is spliced from 4 exons.